Molecule: messenger RNA, 1596 nt
Organism: Cooperia oncophora
Lineage: Eukaryota; Metazoa; Nematoda; Chromadorea; Rhabditida; Trichostrongylidae
Source: the annotation of a GenBank genome assembly
AUGGUUGCUCUAAACCAAGAGACUUUCCCUGCUAACUCCUCUGAAGAGACUGAAAGUGUUGCUGUUGCUAACGAAGAAGUGGAUCUUCCUGAGCUCAGCACUGAACAAAAGAAGGAAGCUGUUAAGGAUCUGCUAGCUCAAGGAAAGCGUGAUUUCAAAGCGGGCGACUAUGAAGCGGCGGCUGACAAACUUAGCACAUGCGCCAACUACUCGGCUGAAGUUUACGGUGUGUUCGCUAGUGAGUCGUUUGAUCCUCACUACUAUUAUGGCCAGUGCCUCAUCGAAUUGGGUCGCAUCGAGGCUGAUGUGUUGAAAAACGCUAUGACUGAUAUGCCUGAAGCUGAUGAAGAGGAAGAAGAAACGGAAGAAACAGAGAACGGUACUGAAGAAAAGGAGCAAGAUAAGGAUGAGACUAUCGGCGAUACGGAUAAACUCACUGAAAGUGAGCGAGAAGAGAUAAGAGAACAGGUAGAAGAAGCACUCGCGGAAAAUGCUGAGGAGUUGGAAAAGGCUCAGGCUGCUGCCAGCGGUGAUAGUGAAGUAAAAGUAGAAGAAAAGGUCGCGGAGGGGUCAGAAAAGGAGGCGGUCGAAGAAGAAAGUGUGACUGAAUCUGACAGCAAAGCUGAAGAGAGUGAGGAGCCAGCGGUUCCUGAUUCUACUGAGUCUGCUGCUGCCGAGGUUCCAGAAGUACCUGGUGUUGCCGAAGUGCCUGCCGUUCCUGACGCUGCUGAAUCCACAGCCGAUGAACCAGCUGUACCAGAUGCUACCGAAUCUGCUGCAGAACCUGCCUCCUGUGACGAAAAGCCUGAGGCGAUGGAACUGAACGAAGCAGGUGAUGCAGAAGCAGUGCCUGCUGUGACAGAGACCGACGCUGAGGCAAAGGACGACACAGAGGAGGAACCAAGUAAUUUCCAGGCUGCCUGGGAGGUAUUGGAGGUAGCCCGAAACAUCUGUGACAAGCAAGAGCCUACGAAAGAGUGGGAGUUGAAAAAGGCGGAUGUCCUGUUCUCACUUGCGGAGUGUUCGAUUGAGGAGGAAAACUACAAACAGGCCCUGGAUGAUUUGACGAGUGCCCUACAAAUCCAACUACAUCAUCUGCCACCUGGUGAUCGUGUUAUUGCUCAAACUUACGUCACAUUUGCCCGCGUUUACAAGCUGGACAAGGAGUUUACGUUAGCAGCUGAACACUAUCAGAAGGCAAAAGAUUGCCUCACUCUUCGCAUUGAAACGGUUGAGAAGACAAUCAGUGAUAUCAGCGAACCAGAGAAGCAAUCCGACAAAACUGAGUUGGAGAAGGAGCUGACGGAUCUGAAGGGUCUUAUUCCUGAUAUCGAACUGAAAAUUCAGGAUGCCAAUGAAAGUGCUGCGACUUUAGAGAAGGCUAAGGAGGAAUUGAAAUCUGCAUUCUCGGCUACACUGCCCAAAUUAGCUCCAGUAGCUGAUGAUGUCCCAGUUAACGACAUUUCAAACAUGGUCCGCAAGCCAACAAAGAGAACUGCCGAUGCGACAGCCGAAGUGGAAUCAGAAACUGAAGCUGUAAAGAGACCAAAAGCUGAUGCAGAAGAGGCCUCUGUCCCAGAUACCGCCACAGUUUAG